Nelumbo nucifera (sacred lotus) is the source of this 459-nucleotide messenger RNA. The record is from RefSeq and is a predicted model, not a curated record. NCBI's taxonomy places the organism in Eukaryota, Viridiplantae, Streptophyta, Magnoliopsida, Proteales, Nelumbonaceae.
AUGGCAUCUUCUCAGAAGGAUAAGCAAGUGGCUACAACUGAGAGUAGGGAGGCCAAGCACAUAGAGAUGGCAAGAUGGACAACUAGAGAUGAAAAGGUCUUUAUUGAGUUGAUGGCAGCACAAGCUAAGAAGGGAACUAGAACUACAACCACAUUUAGCAAGGUUGGUUGGGCAGAGAUCAGGAAGGAGUUUAUGAAUAGGACCGGAAAUGAUUACACAAACCUCCCAUUCAAAAACAAGUUCAACAAGUUGAGGGUAGUAUACAGGGAUUUCAAAGUGUUGCUGUCCCAAACUGGAUUUGGUUAUGAUUACAGAACCAGGACUAUUAUGGUAAAAGAUGAGGUGUGGGAAGCUUACAUCAGGGUAAGUUUAAUUGUAUAUGUAGUGGACAAGUGCAAAGAGAAGCCUAUAAAGAUCAUCAUGUCUGGUCUAGCUGGGUAUGCGAAGUCAAUGUCCUGA